This is a messenger RNA of Bolinopsis microptera, 2258 nucleotides long. RefSeq names its product mediator of RNA polymerase II transcription subunit 22-like. Lineage: Eukaryota; Metazoa; Ctenophora; Tentaculata; Lobata; Bolinopsidae. Gene Ontology annotation, biological process: peptide modification; carbohydrate metabolic process; regulation of transcription by RNA polymerase II. The transcript is spliced from 4 exons. Gene Ontology annotation, cellular component: plasma membrane; mediator complex. The coding region runs from base 41 to 448 and encodes 135 amino acids. The record is from RefSeq and is a predicted model, not a curated record. Gene Ontology annotation, molecular function: transcription coregulator activity.
UUUCAUACCAGCCUCACAUUUACAAGGUGCACUGAAAGGAAUGUUGCCCUCGUCCCGUGUUAACUCCACUAAAGAGGUCCAUGAGGCGUACGCAAGGCGCUUAACAGAGUCCACUAACGCCAUGAUAUCUAACUACACUGCUAUUGUUAAAUCUCUCAAGGUUGAGGACGAUUCCAGACUUUCAAGCACCAAUCAGGCUUUCCAGGACAAUUACGAGGCGAACGUUCGUUGUACGAAUAUUAUCAAAGCUGGGCAAUCUCUGCUAACUCUUAUAUCAGAUCUCAAAGAAUGUUUGAUUUUCAAAGAUUUUCCAGCCAUUAAUCAAAGUCUUGCCAGUCAAAAGGAACUAUUGGAGCAGAAUAAGCAGCUAAUGAACGGAGAGUGUGAUAAGAUAAAGGAAGAAGUACAAAUACUACUAUAUGAGCUGGAGACUGAGUGUUACUCUUGAAAACUCUCGCCUUAAUACCAGGCGAUAAAGAUGAGCGAAGUAGCUUGGACACGAUGUUUUCAACACGGCACCACCACAUGCACUAUAGACCUGACAGCGUACUACACUAACGGAGCUGCUAGUGGCGCGUGGCGCGACAAUAUAGUGAAGCGUGUAGAGGAGGGGAUGGUGAGACUGGAGACUGGACUGAAGAAUGGCGGGUUUAAGAAAGGUGACUACAGUAUCUACAGUGGCACAAGUGGACUUGCUCUGCUGUAUCUGCGUUUAUCUGAGACUCUCUACACAAAUAACCCUACAAAGCGCAGACAGGCGCUUGAUCGCGCUCUGGAGCUCAUUACUCAGCCACUUAACAAGCUGAACGGCCGCAGACUAACCUUCCUGUGCGGGGACGGGGGCGUGUUAGCGCUGGGUGCUGUGCUUUACACACUGUGCGAUAACAGCGCUGUAGCGCGGCACUGUACCCAGGGGUUACAGACUCUCAGUGAGUUAGCUCUGACUGACAGGCUCAUGUCCCAGGAGCUGAUGUAUGGGUGUGCGGGCUACUUGUUUGCUUUACUCUUCACUAAAAAGUACCUGCCAGAGAGUAUAGACUCUAAGCUGAUAGCCAGAGUUGCAGCACAUAUAGUGGCAGUAGGCAAGGAGGAAGCUAAGUGCUGUUCGGGCGCUACAUUACUCUACACUUGGCACGACAAACACUACCUUGGUGCAGCACACGGGCUAGCUGGCAUUCUUUACACUCUCCUACAAUCCAACACUGUCUCCCCUCAAGAGCUGACCACCACUAUAGCCAGCUCAGUAAACUACCUGCUCUCUCAGCGUUACCCUUCUAACAACUUGAGAUCUUCUCUUUCUUCUCAGCUAGAUCAGCUGGUUCAGUGGUGUCACGGCUCGCCCGGCUUUGUUCCACUUCUCACUGAAACUCAUGACCAAAUACCAGGAGGAACAUACCUACAGGAGGCUAUAAGAUGUGCUACUCCAAUCUGGCAGAGAGGUCUACUCAGAAAGGGACACGGUUUGUGUCACGGUACACUUGGUAAUGCUUAUACUUUUCUGGACAUGUACCAACGGACGGACGACCCAACUUGGUUAAGCAAAGCUGUACAUUUUACCGAGUGGUCCAUGAGUCAGAGAGAUGUAGCUAAGAACUACGAAAAAGAUAUGAAGCUGUUUGAUGGACUUGCUGGAGUGAUUUAUUUAUAUUGUGACAUGCUGGAGCCCAAAUCUGCCGCUUUUCCCGGGUUUCAAGUUCCGAAGUGAAAACAUAGUCAGCAAAUGUUAAGAGGUUUAAAUGCUCUUGUUGUAUGUCAAAUACGUUAAUGGACUCGAACUCUUCUUAAUUUUAUAACUCGCCGCCAAUAAUUAGGUUAAAAGGUUUGAGUUAGAGUUUCAGGGCUUUAUUAUUUAUAGGACCGAAAGUUGGGGAUGAGAAAGAGAUAGAUAACUUAGUGAGGUUAUUGUUAAGUUUUAAAACAAUCAGACGACGCCAGAUGUUGAGUGGAAUUUUGUGCAAAAACAAUGUUGAUUAAGUAAUAGAUUUGGUGUCUGAACCUUUUUGGCUAUAUCUUAGAAAACCACAUGCUAGUAUUUUGGUCAGAAGACCUGAUAUCAUUCUCGGCAAUUUAUCUUCACAGAGACAAACAGACAAGAAGAUUGCGAAUCUUUUAUUAACAUAGGCAGCUCUAUUUGAUAUUUUGUCGAAACUCAGUUUAUUUGUCGACGAGGAGUUGUUGUCGGUCAUUUUUGGGAAUUGAUGUUAAUUUUAGUACUCAAAAACAAAAAUUGCCACAAAAAAGGGUCUUCUGAUAGAAAA